Molecule: messenger RNA, 1785 nt
Organism: Dunckerocampus dactyliophorus (ringed pipefish)
Lineage: Eukaryota; Metazoa; Chordata; Actinopteri; Syngnathiformes; Syngnathidae
Exons: 15
Coding region: 1-1485 (494 amino acids)
Molecular function (GO): protein binding
Source: RefSeq, a predicted model, not a curated record
AUGAGGAAGGUAGACAUACCAGGCAAGAAGCCUCAAAAGGCCUUUAGUCUCAUAAUGAUCCUAAUCGCCAUCCUCUUCAUCUUCAUCUUUGGACUCAUCUACAUCCUACUGGUGUCUGCACCACCUAACCUGCACAAGCAUACAGGACCUGUGGACAAGCAGGAAGUGGAAAUAGCACCAAAAACUGUGGAAGCUGAGAAUCUAAGACAUGAUCUGACCCAGCUGAAUGACAAUGCAGCAAAGGCCAAGGAUGUUGAGAAUCUAAGACGUGAUCUGACCCAGCUGAAUGAUGAUGCAGCAAAGGCCAAGGAUGUUGAGAGUCUGGCAGCUGAUUUGAACAACCUGGAUGAAAAAUCUGCAAAAACCGAGGACAUUCAGACUAUGAAAGUACAUGUGGACAGCCUGGACGGAAAACUUGUAAGCAUCGUGUACUCGAUAAAGAAGGCAGAAAUACACCCUCAAACGUACACGUACAUCCUCCUGGACGGUCUGGCAACACGCGUGGACGGUCUGGCAACACGUGUGGAAGGUCUGACACCACGUGUGGAAGGUCUGGCACCACGUGUGGACGGUCUGGCAACACGUGUGGACAGUCUGGCAACAAGCGUGAACAAGCUGGACAACAGAGUAGACAGAACCAACAAUAAAGUAGAGAGACUUACAGAAGAUCUGAAGAAACUGGAUGAAGCAACACCCAAGGAUGUCCAGAAUCUGGAAAAGCGUGUGAACGGGCUGGAAGCAUCCCAGGUUUUAAAUAGCCACUUAGUUCAGAGGCUGACAGACGAGCUGAAGAAGCUGCGUGAAGAAGCUGCAAAAGAUGUUGACAUAAAAACACUGACAGACGAUCUGAAGAAGCUGCGUGAAGAAGCUGCAAAGACCAAGGAUGUUGAGGUGGAGGAAGAGACAGACAUCGCCAAGGAUCUAAAGGCACGUGUGGACCACCUGAUGACUGCGGAGACCACAAACCACAUCACCAUUCAGGAUCUAACCACACGUGUGGACGACCUGAAGACUGCGCAGACCACAAACACCAAAACCAUUCAGGAUCUAACCACACGUGUGGGCAAGCUGGAUGCCAUGUCAGACAAACGUAAGAUGUGGUUUGCAGCAGUAGGGGGCCACAAAAUGACAUGUGAUGACAAGGUGAUCUUUGGCAACGUGCGCACCAACAUGGGUAGCCGCUAUGAUGCCAACACAGGCAUUUUCACAGCCCCCUACAAGGGCGCCUACUUCUUCACCUUGGCCUACAGAUCACAUGGUGAGAAGAUUCAUCUAGAUGUGUAUAAGGAGAAGGAUGGGAACAGAGAGUGGCUGAUGUUCCUGUUUGACACCACCAACAUCAAAGGGAAGGACUACAUGGCCUCCAGCAGCAGGAUGGUUGACCUGGAGCAUGAAGAGAAGGUGUAUGUCAUUGCUUAUAGUGACCAUGGAUUUACAGAUACUUGGUCUAGCGUGUUCAGUGGCUUCCUGGUGCAUCCCAUGUAAAGUGGGGGCGGGCGCAUCCAUCCAUGAUAUCAGGGAUAUCAGGGCAGUAUCGCUAUGGGAUGGAUGCUUUGAUGUGUAUUCCAUGAUAUCGUGUGGCUAACGUUCCACGUGUGUUUAUGGGUAUUGAGGGCGUACAGGUGGCGUGUGGCUGAUGCCACCUACUGGUAACGCUUGUCAUAUUUACUAGUAUUCUGCUCUGUAUUGUUUUCCUAAAGGGACUGUUUGCCAACAUCCCGCCCUCUUCCUGUGUUGGCACGGAAGGCUAUUGCUAACAUGCUAGCUUCUAUUUGUUCCCUUGAA